GAAAUUUCAAUAUCAUUCGGUAUCGAUAACGAACGAUUUCAUUUAUGUCAGACCAGCGAAUAUAAUACGAAUAAAAUACUUGUUUCUCCGUUAUUCUUUCUCGUCUGGAUACGUCAUUUUAUACGUCGUUUCUUUUCGACGUAUAUCUAACAACAUUGUUUUUAUUUCUCUCACGUAGAUCGUCACGUAAUUGUCGAAUUAAACACAAAAAGUGUAAUAUACGUAUGGAGGAAAAGCAAAAAUUUACCCUCUUGUUAGGGUGCCGCUAAAUCUGCAUAAAAGGACAUCGACGAGAUAUUCACUCGACUCUGACAACAAGUUUUAACAGAUUUUCGUCUUUUAUACGCAAAUAAUAUACGCAGAGUGUAGGCAAUUUGUUGUGACUUGUGAGUUGUGAGUUGUGAGUUGUGAGUUGUGACGAUAGAAAGCAUAUUUCAUUUAAAAUAUAUCAAUGUCGAAUACCCGAUAACUCGCCUGUAUCGUGAAGACGAUGUAACGAUACGAUUAAAAAGCGAACAUACUAUAAAGAGAUACCGUGGCUGGUAAACUCGUACCAAGAAACGCAAUUAUUAACUUCAAAUAUAUGACUUCAUGAAAGGCAAUGCUCGUUACUUUCUCGCAAUAAUAGAUCGUGGAAUUUCGAUUUCGCAGAAAUUCGUUAAUAUUUAUAAGAAUACGUAUUACCCAGUAGCUCUGAAAACAUCGUUUUGUUUAACCAUCUACCAAAUAUUUUUACCUUCUUGUAUUUAAUUAAUUCUUAUAUUUAUAUAUUUAUAUUUCUUAUAAAAAUUCUUUUCUUACUUUUUAGAAGGUUAGAUGUCCUGUUGUGUGUGUUUACGGUGAAAGUUGCAUAACGGCAACAUGACUAAUCUUGAAACGAUCGUUUCGUUUCUCUAACAUAAAUGUCAAGACCUGAUCUUUGCGAGAGAUCCUUCGGUUUAAUUUAAUUUCAUGUUAUUCGUCGAUUACAUCGAUUUUGUUACGUAAUCUUGCCACUAAAGCGACUUAACUAGGACACAACGGGAUGCAAUGAAAGAAGACAAUGAAAGAGCCGAGUUACUCUAAUAACGAAGGUUCGUUAGGUAGAGUUUCAGAUUGGUUAAACUCGUUAAUUAACUUUAUUUUAUAUAGACUUUUAUUUUAACGAAGGUAACAGUUACGAGAAGCUUUAUGGAAAAUUAUUAUAAUUCGAUCGAUUGAAUUUCAAAUAACGACUGAUUUGUUUUGCUAAAGUUAAGAGAAAAUUGAAACACUGAGAAAUUGCAAAUUUUGUCGUGAAAGUAUACACGGAGAUUGUUAAUGGAACUUAACGUACGUAGCAAAAUAGCAAAUCGUUACAGGUUAAAUUCGCUAAAUAAUUCCAUUCUCAAAUGUUUAUGGGCAUGAUAUCGGAUAAUAGUUCGGCAAUGGAGAGAUAUCUCGUUUCUAAGAUUUCAAUUGAUCGUUUAAACGUGUAAAUCGUUGAAUAUGAAAGAAAUGUCACGUAGGUAUUUAAAACACCGGCAAGACAGGCACAGUUUGAUCGUUGAAAUAGCAGUAGCGAUCAUCGAAUGAAAUUAGACGAAACGAACAAAGUUGAUACUAUGCUAAGUAUACGCUUCGUUAAGAACGAGAAGGAGCGAAAAAAUAUUCAAACAAAAGGAAAGAGAAGCAAAGCGAGAAAAUCCUAACGUUCGCUUCGAAUAGCUGAUAUGUUUGCAACAACCGCGUCAAACUUGACAAAUUUCAUCCGUCUAACCGAACGAACGACAGCUAAUCGUUACAUUUUAACCGCGUGAAUAAGGAGAAAGUUGGUUGGCAAUGAAAGUUACAAGUUAAACAAUUAUGUUGAUGCUUUUCGAAGAUACACAAGUACGUAUGUAGUAGGUGCAAGCAGUAUCCUAGAAUCUGAUUUAGUCGGACUUCCCGCCAACGAACGGCUAGAUUGUAAAAGUGUUCGGUUGUAAAAAAAAAUGCGUCCGGCUACUGGCAUAACGCUACUGAUUUUUAUCGGAUCUACGCGCGCGAUCUACUAUUAUGUAACGAGAAUAAAAACUGAAAGGUAGGCUGAGACGCGAAACAGCUACGAACACAUCGAACAGUGGACCAACGAGAAAUGGGGACGAGUUAUGUCACAACAGACGACAAAUAAUAGCGCUUUACCAGAUGUAUUGGUAAUUAUCUGGUUCGCGUCGAUUGUUCGCGUUAAGUCAGCGAUAAUGCCUCCACCAUGGGCAGAUCCGUCAAGCAAUCCCUGCGCCGCUCAACCACGUGGCUGGCAAUUGUUAUUUUGGCCGCCGGAUGGAAAGUGUUACAAAAUAUUCCAGAUUGGAGCACCAUGCCCAGAAACAAUGGAACUAGGUCCAGCUGCAGGUAGAGGUGGAACUGUAGCUGAAUGCAGAUGUCCUCCAGGAACCGUGCAAUCUCCUAGAGACGCUCUUUGCCAUAAAAUAUAUACGAGAGCAUCCUGCUCGAAAGGACAAUUUUUUGCACCCGUUCCAAAGACUUCUGGCAAGUCUAGGUGGGGUGUCUGUCAUGAUCCAGAGCCAUGUACGGGGAAAGGAGAAGUCUACUGGCCUAGGGAUGGCAAAUGUUACCCCAAAUAUAGCAAAGGGCCAUGCCCAAAAGGUGAACUCCUUGCUAUAGACGAAGACGGAUUAACGGUAUGUUCCUGCUCUAGAAAUGGAGAACUUGGACGAUAUCACUGGGCGGGUAGUGUGGGUGGUUGCCACGAACAUUACACUAAAGGCCCAUGUACGGAACCUGGAGAAUUAUUUUUACCAGGUGGCGUAUGUGGCUGUCACUCUGAAUUACCUCAUUACCAUGAACCAACUGCGAUGUGUUAUCAAUUAGGCGGUAUCGGUCCAUGUCCGCAAGGGCAUCACUUUAUUGUAACAAACACGAUAACCAAUGAAGAAAUAGUUCAAGCCAAGUGUGUAUGCAAGCCAGGUCAUGUUCUCUAUGAAAAUGGAUUUUGCUACAGACUUUACACAAAAGGACCUUGCGAAAACGGCUAUAUGCUAAUAAAUUCGACCACUUGUAUUCCUGUGCCUUGUAAACGGGGUCGACUGUAUUUUUCACAAGAAAAGACGUGUUACAAAAUAGGAACCAGAGGACCAUGUCCGAACGGACAAGUUGUUUUAUAUGAUUAUAAUAUACGACCAUCUGUUGAUGGAAUCAGUUACAAUGGAGUAUGUGGAUGUAUAAAUAUACUGACCGAUUCGAAAAAAUGUUCCGAAGAAAUUAACGAUAGCUGCGAAUCUACGCCCGGAAUGGUGGAAAUAAAUAAAACCUGUUACAAAUUAUAUACACAAGGUCCGUGUACUGCAGGAGAAUGGUUGGUUGCACGAAGAAUGCCAAAACAGAGCUUAUGGAAGAACGAAGGAUCAGAGCCAAAGGCAAGAUGCGAAUGUAGACCCGGAUACAAAAGAAUCACGGACGGUCCACAAAUUUCUGAGUUAGAAAGUAAUAAUCUCUUCUCCCUGGGUGGCUGUCAGCCACCCACAGUAAGUUUAGCUAAGUUUCUCAAUGGAAGAGUAAAGUCGAUAAACUUUUAAGCAAAGAGGUCAGACUGCGUAUAAUAGCAAUAAUAAUAUGGUGAUGAUAAAAUGAACUAUUUGAUAUGCACUUUUUUUUAUUUUUUUUUUUUAGAUAUUAUGUGUAAAUAACGUUGUAUAAAGGCUGCGCGUGAAAUGUUCUCAACAAUCUCGUGUGAAUUCCUCGAAUUUCUAUUUAUUUAAUAUCCUAGUGCUAUGAAAUCUUUCGUUUAAUUCCAUAGUUUAAGUCUAUAUCGUCUUAAAAUUUGUUAUGCAGAUAUACUCGUAUUAAUAUAAUUCUAGUACUUAUUUUUAGUAUUACUCUAUUAUAAAUGUAUGCGAAAAGACUUUUGUCAAAUCUAAUAAUUAAAUAUCACCUUUACUGCCAA
Molecule: messenger RNA, 3904 nt
Organism: Bombus huntii
Lineage: Eukaryota; Metazoa; Arthropoda; Insecta; Hymenoptera; Apidae
Exons: 5
Coding region: 2109-3536 (475 amino acids)
Source: RefSeq, a predicted model, not a curated record